AUGGCCGCGAAGUCGGACGGGCGGCGGAAGAUGAAGAAGGGCGGCGAGGUGGCGUUCACGCCGCUGCAGAACUCCGAGCACUCGGGUUCCGUGCAGGCGCUGGCCCCGGGGCUGCCCUCCGGCGCCGGCCCGGGAGGCGGCAGCGACGACGACGAGGCGCCCGGGGGCGGGUGCUGCAGCGGCAGCGGCGGGGACGGCUCGGGCGGCGGCUCCCGCUGCUGCUGCUGCUGCUGCUGCGGCGGCAGAGGUGGAGACGGCGGUGGGGGUGGCGGCGGGGGCUCCCGGGGCUCGGGCGGGGGCUCGUCCUCCUUGUGCCUGCGGCUGGGCAGGGAGCAGCGGCGCUACUCGCUGUGGGACUGCCUCUGGAUCCUGGCCGCUCUGGCCGUGUACUUCGCGGACGUGGGCACUGACAUCUGGCUGGCGGUCGACUACUACCUGCGGGGCCAGCGGUGGUGGUUCGGGCUCACCCUCUUCUUCGUGCUGCUGGGGUCCCUCUCCGUGCAGGUCUUCAGCUUCCGCUGGUUCGCUCACGACUUCAGCACCGAGGACAGCGCCGCCACCGCCCCCGGGCACUGCCCUGCCGCCGAGAGCAAGCUGCUGGUGAGCAGCAGCUCGGCGGCCGCGGACAUCGACGCCGCCCGGCCCUGUACGCCGCAGCGGCAGGCGUCCACCGCCAGCAAGAGCAACGCCACUAACAGCAGUACCAACAGCAGCAGCAACGCCGCCGGCAGCGGAGCCGCCGGUCCCCGAGCCGGCAGCGGCAGGUCGGCGUCCUGCGCCUUCUGCAUCUGGCUCCUGCAGUCGCUCGUCCACAUCCUGCAGCUCGGGCAGGUUUGGAGGUAUUUCCACACAAUAUACUUGGGCAUCCGGAGUCGACAGAGUGGAGAGAAUGACAGAUGGCGGUUUUAUUGGAAAAUGGUGUAUGAGUAUGCAGAUGUGAGUAUGCUGCAUUUGCUAGCCACGUUUCUGGAAAGUGCACCACAGCUGGUCCUGCAACUCUGCAUUGUUGUACAGACUCGUACACUCCAGGCUCUCCAAGGUCUUACUGCUGCAGCAUCUCUUGUAUCCCUGGCUUGGGCUUUGGCUUCUUACCAAAAGGCCCUCCGUGACUCCCGUGAUGACAAGAAACCCAUCAGUUAUAUGGCUGUUAUAAUCCAGUUUUGCUGGCAUUUCUUCACAAUUGCAGCAAGGGUCAUUACUUUUGCUUUGUUUGCCUCGGUUUUCCAGCUGUACUUUGGGAUCUUCAUUGUGCUGCACUGGUGCAUCAUGACCUUCUGGAUCGUCCACUGCGAGACAGAGUUUUGCAUCACUAAAUGGGAGGAGAUAGUUUUCGACAUGGUUGUUGGGAUAAUCUAUAUAUUCAGCUGGUUCAAUGUCAAGGAAGGAAGGACACGCUGUAGGCUUUUCAUUUACUAUUUUGUGAUCCUUUUAGAAAACACCGCCUUGAGUGCUCUCUGGUAUCUGUACAAGGCCCCACCAAUCUCUGAUGCAUUUGCCAUACCAGCACUGUGUGUAGUGUUCAGCAGCUUUUUAACAGGCAUUGUUUUUAUGCUAAUGUACUAUGCCUUCUUUCACCCCAAUGGACCAAGGUUUGGGCAGUCGCCAAGCUGUGCUUGUGAGGACCCUGCCACUGCCUUCACCCUACCCUCAGAAGUGGCCACAAACACUCUGCGGUCCAUCUCCAACAACCGGAGUGUCACGAGUGAGCGGGAUCAGAAAUUCGCAGAGAGGGAUGGGUGUGUGCCUGUGUUUCAGGUGAGACCCACUGCACCUUCCACACCUUCAUCCCGCCCACCAAGGAUUGAGGAGUCUGUCAUUAAAAUCGAUCUGUUCAGGAACAGGUACCCAGCAUGGGAGAGACACGUGUUGGACAGGAGCCUGAGGAAGGCAAUCUUAGCAUUUGAAUGUUCCCCUGCUCCUCCACGGCUACAAUAUAAGGAUGAUGCCCUUAUCCAGGAGCGCUUGGAAUAUGAAACCACAUUGUAA
This is a messenger RNA of Melopsittacus undulatus (budgerigar), 1986 nucleotides long. RefSeq names its product XK related 4 (gene XKR4). Gene Ontology annotation, biological process: apoptotic process involved in development; phosphatidylserine exposure on apoptotic cell surface; engulfment of apoptotic cell. Bases 1 to 1986 code for a protein of 661 amino acids. Gene Ontology annotation, cellular component: plasma membrane. The transcript is spliced from 3 exons. The record is from RefSeq and is a predicted model, not a curated record. Lineage: Eukaryota; Metazoa; Chordata; Aves; Psittaciformes; Psittaculidae.